Messenger RNA from Cyclocybe aegerita, 1884 nucleotides. Lineage: Eukaryota; Fungi; Basidiomycota; Agaricomycetes; Agaricales; Hemipholiotaceae. The record is from the annotation of a GenBank genome assembly.
AUGCCCAAGGUCGUCUCGAGAUCAGCUGUCUCCUCGUCUACGGACGCACAACCGACAGCUAGCUCGGCAGCUGCCCUGCGUGUUUACUACUGUAUAUGUGGGGAGUUCAUUCUUGUCAUUGACAAGAGCCUGGCCUCUCUCCCGCGGCGGAAGACGGACAACGCCAUUAUCAUUCGAUCGCAGGACGAAGGUGACACUAAAGCCAGGGUCUUCAAGCUGAAUGCAGUGGCAGAGGACCCCAUUCUCCUCGAGAGGUCGGGCGGGCACGAAAAGCAGUAUCGCUUCCGCUGCCCUCGCUGCUCCCUGAAGGUCGGUUAUCAGUCUUCGCCUCCUCCGGUCAAGGCUGCACCGUUUUUGUACAUCCUUUCUGGUGCUCUCACGCAGAUGCAAGGACAAGUUCCAACAGACGCGUUCGAUGGACCGACAGGCGGGGUUGCUUCGAACACUCCUCAGGUCCUCGCGUCUCCGCCAGACCGUGCCCUCCACUUCCCGCGUCUCUCCCCCACCUUAUCCCUCAUGGAGCUCCCAUCAGCACGCGAGCUGGAGCUCGAAGUCCUCCUGCGAGAGCGGGAUGCCCAACUCACAGAGCUCACUGACGAGCUCGCGCACCUCCGGCAGUACCUCGCGAAGCAGCCGGGGCCCUCGUCAUCGGGCGAGGCGGUGACGCUCCCCCCGCCCCUGCUCGCCGUGCUCUUGCCGCACAUCACGCAGGCGCAGAACGCCACGUCCGCCCUGGGCAUGGGCACAGGUGCAAGCGCGGGCGUGGGCUCGAGCACCGUCGCCGCGGGCAUCACGCAGCGCAUGCGCCAGCUCCAGCAGGAGAACGACGAGAUGUAUGCGCUGCUUACGCAGAGCGAGACGGGGAAGCUCAAGGACGAGGCCCGCUCGCUCCGCCGCGCAGUCGCGAAGCUCGAAGGUGCUCUAAACGAGUCGCACAAGGCGAUCGUGUCGCUAUCGACGGAGCUUGACAAGGCACACGAGACGAUAAUGAGCACGUCCCGCCACGCACCCUCCGUCAAAGCCCACUCGCGUUCCCCGCGGAACUCGUACCACCCACAACUACCACCAGCAUACCUGGACGGCACGGGCAACGGCGUCAACACCAACGCAAACUCAAACUCCAACAGCAAUUCAUCAUCAUCAAAGCUGCCCCCAACGGGCCCUCGGGCCCACAAACGCCCCCGCCUCUCCGAACCGCAAGCCUCUCCACCCCCUCGCACCAUCUCCUCGCUGCCGCAGAAGCCGCAAACGCACUACCACAACAACCACAAUCACAGCGGGCACAACCACCCCCACUCUGGCGCCGCGUCCCGUGGAGGUGCCGAUGGGCGCGAGCACAGUACUAGUCGGCAACCGGUCGACAACCGCAGCAGUGGCGGCUCUGCGAACGCCCAUCCCAAGGGCAGCCAGAGCCAGAGCCAGAAGAUGGACGUGGACGACGACCGUGCGAGGGCUGCCUCACCCUUUCUUUCGCGCUCACAUUCACAAUCCCGGCCCCCACGCGACCGCGAGCGGGAUCGGACGCGGGACAGAGAGCGCGAGCGCGAACGGGAGCGGGAGAGGAACAACAAGGAACGAGAACAGCGUGAUCGGAGCAUCAAGGAGCGGGGAGGUGGGAGGGAGUGGGAUCGGGACGGGGGUUCUGGCGCAGGUGGUGGCGCUGGUAAGGGCGGGGCGUCGAAUGGUGGCUCGAGAAGGAAUGGGGGGCACUCUGGCGGUGGUGGCGGUGGAAGGGGUAGUGGUGGCGGAGGUGGAGGUGGAGGGAGGAGAGUUAACGAUCGCAGCAACGCCAGCUCAAACUCGACCUCGAAUGCCAACGCGAACCACCACGAAAACGCAAGUCGGACGUUACAAGAACGCUUGGGACCCAUGAGACCCGUAUGA